Molecule: messenger RNA, 5611 nt
Organism: Xyrauchen texanus (razorback sucker)
Lineage: Eukaryota; Metazoa; Chordata; Actinopteri; Cypriniformes; Catostomidae
Product: protein Wnt-3a-like
Exons: 4
Coding region: 91-1152 (353 amino acids)
Biological process (GO): canonical Wnt signaling pathway; cell fate commitment; multicellular organism development
Cellular component (GO): extracellular region
Molecular function (GO): cytokine activity; frizzled binding
Source: RefSeq, a predicted model, not a curated record
UCAUCAACUCGUGUUUUCUGUUAACAAACGCGUGUAUGAGUGUGUGCGUGAGUGCGUGUGCGGGUCUGUUUAAGACAAACUUUUUCAAGGAUGAUAUUUCUUGGAUAUUUCCUCUUUCUUUUUUGUGGGCUCGCGCGUGUCAUGGCAAGCUACCCGAUAUGGUGGUCUCUAGCUGUGGGCCACCAGUACUCUUCUCUGGGUUCCCAGCCCAUCCUGUGCAGCUCCAUCCCUGGCCUGGUGCCAAAACAGCUCCGCUUCUGCCGCAACUAUGUGGAAAUUAUGCCCAGCGUGGCAGAGGGUGUCAAGAUCGGCAUUCAAGAGUGCCAGCACCAAUUCCGCGGCCGCAGAUGGAACUGCACCACGAUCAAUGAUAGCCUGGCCAUCUUCGGACCAGUGCUGGACAAAGCCACUAGAGAAUCAGCAUUUGUCCAUGCAAUUGCCUCUGCGGGAGUAGCAUUCGCUGUGACUCGUGCUUGUGCUGAGGGAUCAGCUACCAGCUGCGGAUGUGACACACGACGGAAAGGUCCACCCAGCGAGGGCUGGAAGUGGGGUGGCUGCAGUGAAGAUGUGGAGUUUGGCAUCAUGGUAUCACGAGAGUUUGCUGAUGCUCGUGAGAACCGGCCAGAUGCACGCUCUGCUAUGAACCGCCACAACAAUGAAGCUGGACGUGUGUCAAUCACUGACCAUAUGUACCUGAAAUGUAAGUGUCAUGGCCUCUCAGGCAGCUGUGAGGUGAAAACCUGCUGGUGGUCGCAGCCUGACUUUCGGGUGAUUGGCGACUACAUGAAGGACAAGUAUGACAGCGCAUCGGAAAUGGUGGUGGAGAAACAUCGGGAGUCAAGGGGCUGGGUCGAGACCUUACGACCAAGGUACACCUUCUUCAAGCCCCCAACCGAAACAGAUCUUGUCUACUAUGAAACCUCGCCUAACUUCUGCGAACCCAAUUCAGAAACCGGUUCCUUUGGCACUCGUGACCGUGUCUGCAACCUGACUUCGCACGGUAUCGAUGGCUGCGACUUACUCUGUUGUGGCCGUGGCCACAACACUCGAACUGAGAAACGCAAGGAGAAAUGCCACUGUAUUUUCCACUGGUGCUGCUAUGUGAGCUGCCAGGAGUGUACGCGAGUUUAUGAUGUCCACACCUGCAAGUAAGUCACUGUGGCUAAGAAGUCACCAAACCAAAAUGAGGUUGGGCCAGACAUUUGGGGUGGCAAACACCCAAGAGCCUUGCUUGUGGACUGGGUUGGAAGGAGUUGUUUUGUGGUUUCAGUGGUAAGAUAACCACUGAAAAGGGAUGUAAACGGUGAAGUGAUUUUAGAAAGAUAGCCUUCAAAAAGAAUGCUGUAUUAACAGACAAAUAAAAGACCCAUAAAGGCUUCGAUCUCAUCCUGACUAUUGUUGGGACCCAACACGCUUUUACACAGUCCUGUUGUUUAGUUCUGGAAAGGGACUAAGCUUCUCCUAAGUCUGAUGUAUGAGGGAAUAAGGGGUGGAUCAGAUUCCUCAAGAGUCAGGCCCUUGGGACCUUGACCAAUUGUUUCUCCAAGAAAAGAAAACCUUUGAAAGGGAGAGGUUUUGUCGGCACGUGGCGGCAAACUGUUCUGAGACUGUGGAGAACUCCACAACAACAGAUUCAGUACAAACCGAAUGCCGGGGUUUGCCCUCAAGUGCCUCUGAAAUAUAGUAAUAGUAACAUUAUUAGCAAUAGCCUUAUUACUAACACCAUUAAAGAAGCUAUGUGAACUCUUUAAAUGCAAAGUACAUUCCAGUAUACCUGAAUACCAGCAAAAAUGUAAAACAACUUGCAACUUCCAAAACAACUUAACUUCCAUACACUUCAUGUUGUGUCUCUGUGUAAGACCAAACAUACAAACUAAUGUAUUAGGUUGGGUUUAAUGUAAGUUACUAACAUUAGGUUAUGAAUGCACUUGUACCUGAGUGAAUGUCCACAUGUUGCAUAUAUGUCAGUGUUUUCUUUAUCUUAUUUUAAAACACUUUCGAAAAGAACCUGAAUGAAUUAACUUGACUAACAGUUAAACUCUCACAGCAUCAGGUCAAACGGACUGAUGCAGACAUUGCUUCGUUCACCAUUCAUUAUUAGUUUCCCCAAAGAUCAAUAAUCAUUUAGGAUUAAACAAACAGACAAUUAGACAGAUGUUACAAAAAUGAAAAUGUCAGCACUUCUGUCUUUUUGAAUGGAGCAUGAUAUUCAUUUACAUUAGUUGUUUGAUAUUUUACAGACAUUAAAGGUUCACAACGAACAUACAAGAGAUUUGUGCCUUUAUUUUAUUUCUGAAACAUUAAAGGCAGGGUCCAAAAUUAACUCACACCAAGCAACACUGGUUCCACUGGUCCAGUGGAAACCAGGACGUAUUCACGUUCACAUAAAACAUGGUGUGUGCAAUUCGGAGGUUGCAUUUUCUCUCUAAAAUUACAUUUUUACUCAACUAAUGGUUAGGUUUAGGCUAGGGGUUAUGGUUAGAGGGUAGGGUUAAUAAAAUACGCAUUCCUGUUGACUGUAUUACAUAAUUUACAACUAAACAUACAACUUGCUUUUGGCACCAAAAACUAAAGCUCACUUGCCUAUUCGUUCAACAACACUUCUAGCUUUGGCCACUGGGGAGCCUUGAAUUUCAGUUAGCACAGAUCUAUUUCAGCAAUAGAGCUUUCAACCUACUGUCACCGACUUCAUCUUGUGAUCAUUCUAAACAUAGUGGCAACACAUUCCUGCUGUUAACGACCAAAAUCAAUGUUUUUGAUAGUGUUUUCAGAGAGACUGCUAGCAUAUUAUGUGUACUGUUCGCCGCAAACACAGCUACAAGGGAAGAACAUCUAAAUCCAUAUGUGUGUGUGUGUGUGUGUGUGUGUGUGUGUGUGUGUGCAGUAGUAACCAAAAAUAUUGGCACCCUUGAUAAAUAUGCACAAAAGAAGGCUGUGAAAAAAAUUCUGCGUUGUUUAGCCUUUUGAUUUUUCAUUCAAAAAAUAUAACCUUGAUUUUGUGGUCAGUGAACGAUUUUUUUAUUAAUUUUGAUGUUUGUUUUGGGUCAUUGUCCUGCUGGAAGAUUCAACCAGAGCCCAUUGUGAGCUUUCUGGCAGAGGCAGUCAGGUUUUUGAGAGUCCAUAAUGCCAUGUAUCCGAACAAGAUGUCCAGGACCUCUGGCAGAAAAACAGCCCUGCAACAUUCAAGAUGCAGCAACACAUUUAACCGUUGGCACUGAGUACUUCAUCUCUGUGUAUGCCAAUCCCAUCUCUGGUGUUUGCUGCCAAAAAUAUAUUUUUUGUUUCAUCUGACCAUAGAACCUGGUCACAUAUGACGUUCCAUUAGUGUCUGGCAAACUGAAGACCCUUCAGUUUGUUGUUGGAUGAGAGAAGAGGCUUUUUUUCUUGAAACCCUCCCAAACAACAUGUGGUGAUGUAGGUUAUGUAGGUGAUGUCCUACACCAGCCGUGAUCCUUAGAGAGUCUUUGGCCACUUCUCACCAUCUUCCUCACCUUGAGUGGAGACAAUAUAGAAACACAUCCUCUUUCAGGCCAAUUCUUAACAUCUCCAGUUGAUUGGAACUUUUAAAUUAUUGCCCUGAUGGUGGAAAUGGUUAUUUUCAAUGCUUUGGCUGUUUUCUUAUAGCCACUUCCCAUUUUGUGAAGCUCAACAACCUUUUGCCGUAUAUCAGAACUAUAUUCUUUAGCCUAACCCAUUAUGACUGAUGAUUAAGGGAAUUUGGCCUGUGUGUUACCUCAUAUUUAUACCCCUGUGAAAUAGGAAGACAUGGCUGAACAAUUUCAUGUUCCUAGUCUCCAAGAUGCACUAAAAAAUCUAAAAUAUGAAUGGGAAUAUACUUCAGAUAUAUUUUACUCAUAAGAAUUUCUAGGGCUGCCAAUAAUUGUGGCCAACGUGUUUUGGAGAAAAAUAUUUAUUUAAAAAUGAGAUAUUUCCUCUAUUUCAUUUGUUUUACUUCAAUUAACAGUUAUAUUUUUGUGAAUGUUUUGAAUCAAAGAUCAAAAUGAUUUUUUCACAGCCUUCUUUGCUCAUAUUUACGAAGGGUGCCAAUAUUUUUUGCCACUGCUAUAUAUAUAUAUAUAUAUAUAUACAUACAUAUAUAUAUAUAUACACUGGUGGCCACACUUUUGGAAUAAUGUACAGAUUCGGAAGGAAAUUGAUACUUUGACUUACCAAAGUGGCAUUCAACUGGUCACAAAAUAUAGGCAGGACAUUAUUGAUGUAAAAACAGCACCAUCACCAAUGGUCUGUGUCGAGGUAGAACCGUGAAAAGUACUUGUCCUUCAGGUCUACCGCAGCGAACCAAUCUUGAUGCCGGACGCAUGCCAAAAUGCACUUCUUCAUCAGCAUCUUGAACGGGAGUCUGUGCAAGGCCCGAUUCAGAACUUGCAGGUCCAAGAUUGGCCACAACCCACCACCUUUCUUUGGCACGAUGAAGUAAGGGCUGUAGAACCCUUUCUUCAUCUCGGCUGGAGGGACAGGCUCUAUCGCGCCCUUCUGCAGAAGGACCAUGAUUUCAGCGAGCUGGAUGGUGGCGUUCUCGACCUUCACCGAUGUGAAUUGGACGCUGCGGAACCAGGGUGGACGCCUGACAAACUGAAUCAUACAGCCGAGUCGGAUGAUCCUGGCCAACCAACGCGACAGGUUGGAAAGCGCUAGCCAUGCGUCCAAGCUAGGGGUCAUGUUCUUGCAAUGAGAACAUGAACCAUCCAGGAACGCUUCCUCAAUGUGAUUAGGACACAGUCACAUGAGGUAGCGAUCGUGGCCGUCAGAGGUGGAGAGAUAACGACCGCACCCAGAAACUACACAGAGACUGAAGUGCAUCUUUAAAAAGACAUUCAUGUCAGUGUGUUUGCUUAAUUAGAGAAAAUACACUCUUUUGCAGGAAUAUAUACUCUCUUAGUCUGUCAAAGCGCCCAGGGGCUAAUCUGCAGCGACCACACAAAGCCGCUGAAAUACACUGUGUAUCCAAAAGCAAUUCGCUUCUUAGAGGUGAAUGGACCGGCAGAGGAAUUCAGCUCGCUGAACACAACCAAUCAGCUCAGAAGAAAAAAUCUGAAUGAGUGGUUGUGAGCCUUCUCCUUUUAUACCGUAUGUCCAGGGAUUGGCAUGCAAAUUCCACUUGCCAAUUCUCAUUGGCCUUUUCUCAAAGAUCUGAGGUGUUUGGGGCUCCCAAGAGCAACCCCUAGUGUCACUACAUCGACACAAAUUAAAUUGAGUGACAGAUAGGGAAAGAGUGUUAUGGAUCUUAACCCCGUUGAGCUUUUGUGAGAUCAGCUAGACUGUAAGGUCGUGAGAAGUGCCCGACAAGACAGCCAAAUAUGGCAAGAGCUACAAGAAGCAUGGGGUGAAUUGUCACCUGAGAAUCUGGCCAAACUGACAGCUAGAAUGUCAAGGAUCUGCAAAGCUGUUAUUGCUGCACGUGGAGGAUUUUUUGAUGAGAACGCUUUGAAGUAGUUUAAGAAGUUCUGAAAAUGUUUUCAAACUAUAAUAGUAAUUUAUCAUGAUAUUAAUGUCCUGACUAUACAAUGUGAUCAGUUGAAUGCAACUUUAGUGAAUAAAAGUAGCAAUUUCUUUCCAUAAGAGCAAAAUCUGUACAUUAUUCCAAUCUUUU